Messenger RNA from Dictyostelium discoideum AX4, 4077 nucleotides. RefSeq names its product xanthine dehydrogenase (gene xdh). The transcript has 2 exons. Gene Ontology annotation, molecular function: FAD binding; metal ion binding; oxidoreductase activity. The coding region runs from base 1 to 4077 and encodes 1358 amino acids. The record is from RefSeq and is a predicted model, not a curated record. Gene Ontology annotation, cellular component: peroxisome. Lineage: Eukaryota; Evosea; Eumycetozoa; Dictyosteliales; Dictyosteliaceae.
AUGAUUGAUGACGAAAAUUUAAAUGGUAAAGAACCAUUUUUAAAGAAAGAGAAUCAAUUAUUAUUUUUUUUAAAUGGUGAAAAAGUUUUAAUUAAUGAACCAAACCCAGAAUUAAGUACACUCGAUUAUAUUAGAUCGAUUGGGUUAACUGGAUUAAAGAGAGGUUGUAGUGAGGGUGCAUGUGGUAGUUGUACAUUUAUGUUAUCAAAUGUUGUGAAGGAUGAUAAUGAUACAUUCAGAAUUGUACAUCGUGCAGUUAAUGGUUGUUUAUACCCAUUAUGUGCAUUGGAUGGUAUGGCAGUUACAACCAUUGAAGGAUUAGGUAAUAUUGAUAAAGGUUUACAUUCAAUUCAAGAGAGAAUCUCAGAGAAUAGCGGUUCACAAUGUGGUUUCUGUACACCAGGUAUCAUUAUGGCAUUAUAUGCAUUCCUUAGAUCCAACCCAAAUUCAACUCAAAAAGAUAUUGAACAAAAUUUCGAUGGUAAUUUAUGUAGAUGCACAGGUUAUAGACCAAUCUUGGAUGCUGCAAAAUCAUUUGCAAAUCAACCAUCAGAUGAACAACUAGUAGAAUUACCAUUACCACCAAUGGCAACUAUUGAUGAUAAAAAAGAUGAUACACAAAUGAUUUGUCCAGGUACUGGUAAACCAUGUAAUUGUAAAACUAAAACUUCACAUAUACCAAAUAAACCAAUGGAAUUAAAUAGUGAACCAAUUUUCCCACCAUUUUUAAUGGAAUAUAAAAAAGAAUCAUUAAAGUUUACAGGAUCAAGAGUUACAUGGUAUACACCAACAACUUUAGAGGAAUUAUUAAAGAUAAAGAAAGAAAAGACCAAUGCAAAGAUUGUGGUUGGUAAUACUGAGAUUGGUAUUGAGACUAGAUUUAGGAGUAUAGUUUAUCCAACUAUAAUUUGUCCAACUAGAGUUGAAGAAUUAAUUCAAAUUCAAAAAGAAGACAAUGGUGUUAGAGUUGGUGCAAGUGUAACAUUAACAGAGAUGAAAUCCUAUUUGAAUGGAAUUAUAAAGUCAAGUGAAAAUGAUGAAAUUGCCAAUAAAAAGAAUGGCACAUUUAAAGCAAUCAUUAGUCAAUUGAAAUGGUUUGCAGGUAAUCAAGUUAGAAAUGCCGCUUCAAUUGGUGGUAAUUUAUGUACAGCUUCACCAAUCUCUGAUUUGAAUCCAGUUUUAUUAGCUGCUGGUGCAGUAUUGACAAUGGUAUCGUUGGAUGAUAAUGGUGCUAAGGUUAGAAGACAAGUGCCAAUAAAUCAAUUCUUUUUAAGAUAUAGAGUGGUUGACAUUAAACCAGAGGAGAUAUUAGAAUCUGUAUUCAUUCCAUACACUCGUCCAUUGGAGUUCAUUCAAGCCUAUAAACAAUCCAGAAGAAGGGAGGAUGAUAUUGCAAUCGUUUCAUGCUGUUUCAGAGUUUUGUUAGAACCAAUUGCAGAGUCUGCUUCAAAUACAGUGGAUAGUAAUUUCAAAAUUAAAGAUUGUGUAUUGGCAUAUGGUGGUAUGAAUGUGAAAGCGGUAACUUGUGAAAAGACUGAAAAACAAUUAAUUGGUUCAGUUUGGAGUAGAGAGUUAUUGAAUGAUGCUUGUUUGAAUCUUGAAUCUGAUUUACCAUUGGCUGCAGGUGCUCCAGGUGGUAUGAUUGAAUAUCGUCGUUCAUUGACCACUGGUUUCUUCUUUAAAUAUUUCUUAACAGUUUCAAAACAACUUUACCAAAUUUCAAAUGGUAAUCCAUUGUAUUUAGUCAGUGAUAAAGAAAAAUCAGCAACCGAUGCUUAUAGUAGACCUUUAUCAUUUGGUGAACAAAAUUACCAAACUCAACCAGAUAAACAUCCAAUCACCCAACCAAUUAAACAUCAAUCCGCUGAUAAACAAGUGACAGGUGAGGCAUUGUAUGUCGAUGAUGUAAAGAUGAAAUCGUUAUAUGCAGUUAUGGUACCAUCAUUGAAAGCUCAUGCUAAUAUUAAAUCGGUUGAUGCAUCAAAAGCAUUGAAAGCACCAGGUGUAAAAGCAUUCUUUAGUGCAAAGGAUAUUCCAGGUAUUAAUGAUUGUGGCCCUGUAAUUCAUGAUGAAGAGGUGUUUGUUACUAAAACUGCUUUAUUCCAUGGUGCACCAAUUGGUUGUAUUGUCGCUGAAACUCAUAUUCAAGCAUUGGAAGCUUCUAAAUUGGUUGCAAUCGAAUAUGAAGAGUUACCAGCCAUCACAUCAAUUGAGGAUGCAAUUUCAAAACAAUCAUUCUUCCCAUUCACUCAUUUAUUAAAAGAUGGAGAUAUGGAGAAGGGGUGGAGUGAGUCUGAUCAUAUUAUCGAUGGUGAAUUUAAAGUUGGCGCACAAGAACACUUUUAUUUGGAACCAAAUGGUACUUUGGUAAUUCCAGGCGAAGGUAAAGAAUUAACAGUUAUAUCAUCCACUCAAAAUCCAACUAAAACUCAAGCAAUCGUUGCAAGUGUAUUAGGUAUUGGUCAAAAUCAAGUUGUAUGUAAAUUAAAGAGAUUAGGUGGUGGUUUUGGUGGUAAAGAAACAAGAUCCAUCUUUUCAUCAUGUGUUGCUGCCAUAGCUUCCUAUCAUAUGAAAGAACCAGUGAGAAUCAUACUAGAUAGAGACACUGAUAUGAGUACCACUGGUACUAGACAUCCAUUCAUUGCUCGUUAUCGUGUUGGUUUCACCAAAGAGGGUCUUAUUAAAGCUUUGGAUUUGGAAUUGUAUGCCGAUGCAGGUUUCUCUUAUGAUAUCUCUGUUGGUGUAUUGGAUAGAGCUAUUUUCCACUCUGAAAACUCUUACAAGAUUCCAAAUGUAAAUAUCCUUGGUCGUUUAUGUAAAACCAAUUUACCUUCAAAUACUGCUUUCCGUGGUUAUGGUGGUCCACAAGCUAUGAUCAUUUGUGAGAAUUGGGUAGAAAAGAUUUCAAAAACCCUUGGCAUGGAUUCUUACAAGAUUAGAGAAUUAAAUUUCUACAAAGAGGCUGAAGUCACUGCAUAUAGACAAUCAGUGGUAAAUAAUAUGAUGAAACGUGUUUGGGAUGAAUUAAUGGUGAAAUCAAAUUAUCAUCAACGUUUAAUUGCUGUUGAAAAAUUCAAUAAAGAAAAUCGUUAUAAAAAGAGAGGUAUUUCAAUUAUUCCAACCAAAUUUGGUAUGUCUUUUACCGUGAAAACUUUGAAUCAAGCAGGUGCACUCGUUCAUGUUUAUACCGAUGGUACUAUAUUGGUGACUCAUGGUGGUACUGAAAUGGGUCAAGGUUUGAAUACAAAGAUGAUUCAAAUUGCUGCUCGUGCAUUCAAUGUACCAGUUUCCGAUGUUUUCAUCUCUGAAACCUCAACCGAUAAAGUUCCAAAUACUGCUCCAACCGCUGCAUCAGUAUCAUCCGAUCUUAAUGGUAUGGCAGUAUUGGAUGCUUGUCAACAAAUUCUUUUACGUAUGGAACCAAUUAGAGAAAAGAAUCCAAAUGUCCCAUUCAAACAACUUUGUACACUUUGUUUUGUUGAAAGAGUUAAUUUAUCUGCCAAUGGGUUCUAUGCAACUCCAAAUGUUGGUUACAUGUUCAAGGAUAGUGGUGUUGGUGAAGGUACACCUUUCAAUUACUUCAAUUUCGGUGCUGCUUGCUCAGAGGUCGAAAUUGAUACACUCACUGGUGACCAUACUACAUUGCGUUCAGAUGUAAUUUUAGAUGUUGGUGAUUCAUUGAAUCCAACCAUUGAUAUCGGUCAAGUGGAGGGUGCUUUCGUUCAAGGUAUGGGUUGGAGUACACUUGAAGAGGUCGUUACAUUCCCAUCAGGUUAUAUGUUUACUCGUGGUCCUUCAACUUAUAAGAUUCCAGGUUUCAAUGAUGUACCAAUUGAAUUCAAUGUUUCAUUACUUGGUGAUGCUCCAAAUCCAAAAGCAAUUCACUCUUCAAAAGGUGUUGGUGAACCACCACUCUUCCUUGGUUCCUCUGUUUAUUUUGCAAUUCGUCAAGCUAUCACCGCUGCAAGAUUAGAAAAUAAUCUUACCAAUUGGUUCGAUUUACAAUCACCUGCAACUUGUGAAAGAAUUAGAACUUCAUGUCUUGAUAAUUUUGUUUUACAAUUUAGAAAACAAUAA